Molecule: messenger RNA, 2650 nt
Organism: Engraulis encrasicolus (European anchovy)
Lineage: Eukaryota; Metazoa; Chordata; Actinopteri; Clupeiformes; Engraulidae
Gene: rtbdn
Product: retbindin
Exons: 6
Coding region: 191-1099 (302 amino acids)
Cellular component (GO): external side of plasma membrane
Molecular function (GO): signaling receptor activity; riboflavin binding; riboflavin transmembrane transporter activity
Source: RefSeq, a predicted model, not a curated record
ACGACACAACUGACGGGGGUCCGCUGAACAGAGGAGGGCAGCGACAGCGACAGAGAGACGGGGUUUGAGUCACUGCAACUGCCGCUAGAAAUCAAGAGGACAUCCUGCGCCGUCACUGGCCAAACAUCUUCCGUAGAGACAGGGUGCUGAUACUAAUCCCACCUCGUAGGUGCUUCAAAAGAGCAGGGAGAUGGGCGUGGCUGCAAACACUGUGAUCCUCGCGUGCUUCUCGGUGGCUUUGAUCGCGCGGGCCUGGAGUCAAGAAGGUUCGUGUCUGCAGGAUGGAAGGCACAAAGUAGUCCCGAGCCCGGAGCCGCAUCUGAAGGAGUGCUCGCUCUACACAGAUAAUGCCUGCUGCUCAGAGGGGGAUAUCCAUGAUCUGCUCUCUCCUGCUGCCAAUGUGGAAAAAGCCCAGUGGGACAAGUGUGGAGGCCUGAGCCCAGUCUGUGAGAGUUUCCUGAAGCGUGUGCUGUGCUUCUACCGCUGUUCUCCUGAUGCCGCUCGCUGGCCUCACCCUCAGCGGACCGCCGGCCUCAAGGCCGUGCCUCUCUGCCACAGCUUCUGCAAAGACUGGUAUGAUGCCUGCAGGCUGGACCUGACGUGUGCUCGAGACUGGGCUACAGACCCCAGAGGGAAGAACUGCACUGGGAGCUGCGUUCCCUACCAACAGAUGUACCAGCAUGGCCGUGACCUGUGCGAGAGCCUAUGGGGUGAUGCCUUCAUGGUAGUGGAGGACGAGGCGGUAGGCAACGGAGGGGCCGGUGGUAAUGGUGGUAAUGGUGGUAAUGGCGGUGAAGAGGGAGAGAGCCACACCUGCGGCUGCCUGAACCUCAGCCCCUCCGACCGGGAUGCCAUCGCCGCCCUGCGCGCCCGCGAAGAGGACCCAGAGGAGCUGGACACCACCAAGAUGGGGCUCCCUCAGUACCGCGCCCCCUGCGCUGCGGCAGGGUCCGCACAGAAGCCCGCCGCGCCACCAGUGCUGCCCCCACAGGCUCGGAAGACUGGUGGCGGCAUCAACAGCAUCCUGCGCAAGCGAUCGGUGCCCGUGGCGGAGAGCGAUGGUGAAGGCAGUGCCAGCGGCUUCGAGGGGACGGUUUGAGCGGCAGACCCUUGACUGUGCCCUUUGACCCUCUUGUUAAACUAAACGGUAACACUUUACAAUAAGGGAUGCAUAAAAAGCAUUAUAAAGACUUAGUAAAUAAUUAACUCAUGAUAAACUAAACAUUAACACAUGUUUUUUAUUAACUACGUUUUUUUAAUGCAUUACAAAAUAUCUUUGAAUACUACGUUCAAGAUUUUACAACAUUUAACAACAAACAUUUCUUAAUGUUUUGUUCGUCAUUAGUUACUAAUUAUUUACAAAGUCUUUAUAAUGCUUUUUAUGAAUCCCUUAUUAUAGUGUUACCAACUAACCAAACCUUGGCGACUCUAGUUGUCCCAGUAUUAUAUAUAACCUGUUUCUAUAUCCUGUGCAACUCACACCCAACACUGUUCUUUUUUAUUUACAUGUAAAGGUACCUGACUGGAAGUGAAUCAGUGGUUUUGGUGUAUUCGCAAAAAGUAAAUGCAAAAAAAGCAAUGCUAAAUAGUUUUUCAAACCUUUAAAUUAAAAGCAUUUCAGUGGCUCAAUCUUGUAUGGUGAGUUGGGCCGUCUGGGCAAAAAACACAGCAGAUUUGGAGAAGUGGCCCAUCUCUCUAGAUAAAGAGAUAAAAACUGUUUAGUGUUGCUUUAAAAUUUGGCUUCAUGGACAAUAGCAUUGCAACUGUAUUGAAGAAUAUGUGAGAAACAUGUAGUCUUGACACACAAAGUAUUUACAAAGUCUGGGAAAAAACCCACUUUAAGCUAUGAUUCGUGUCAGGAUGUGAUUUGUGUAGGAUCAACGUAUACACACACAGAGGUAUGAAAUAAUUUGGGUCAGAUUUGUCUAAAAAGGUCAGGCGGACGUUACAUCACUCUCUGGCAUAGGGAGUUGGCCCCGUUUGAGAGUAGAGGUGGCGAAGGUCAGGGCACAAUCCGGAACAAACUGCUCCUGUUUGCCAGAUCCCCUGGCCUAUGUACCUCUCUCUGGCCAGCGAGUCCAAUCCUCUGAAAACACCAGAUGGGAACAAACCCCUUGUACUAGCUUGCACAUUGCAUGAAAUCUUUAUUGACUGAUCAUUUGUGGAUGUAUAUAGUGUGUGAAAGAUCAUGCUGGAGAUUUUUAAGUUCCAAUGAGAGAUCUGAAAUACUAGCUGAAGUUCUGUAGAAGAAGAAUGUAAGGUUCAAUAAGCAUUAAAUGUAUACAGCUACUGUGCGCGGUGCUGUGCUGCUGUCCUUUUUUGUAAAAAGCCAUUUUUUAAAGUUUGGAAAGAGUUUUGUUUUGAAUCCGUAGAAAUGACAGCAAUUGACAGCAGACACAACAUUUUGUGUUUCCAAAACAAUACGAUUUUUGUUUUGCAUCUGUGUGUAUGUCAGAUUGUAUUUAGAUUGAACAACAAGCCAGUGUCACAGCUCAUCGUUAUAACAUCUACCUGAACUGAAAAAAAUGAAAAACAAAAUGGAGUAGCCUCAGAUAGAGCUGGUCUGUCUGAAUAUAGUGACGUGACAAUGUAAUGGUAAUUCUGUGCUGUUUCCUUUGAUGUCCUAUAAAUAAAGGCUCUAUUUCUAGAA